Osmia lignaria (orchard mason bee) is the source of this 963-nucleotide messenger RNA. RefSeq names its product RAS oncogene family member RabX1. Lineage: Eukaryota; Metazoa; Arthropoda; Insecta; Hymenoptera; Megachilidae. The record is from RefSeq and is a predicted model, not a curated record. Gene Ontology annotation, molecular function: GTPase activity; GTP binding.
CAGUAUUUGCUGCUUUCAUUUUCAUUUUAAAUUCAUUUUCAUUCGUCUUUUGCUACGUGUAUUCGUGAACAUUCGAUCAUUUAUCACUCGAUAUUCCCUUUAUAUUUUUCUAGCUGUUUAUGGAUAUUUUUUAGUUAAUUCAUCAUUUUUGUCGUAUAGCAAUCGUAUAUAAAAGUAAAGAUACGUUUAGGUUAACUUACUCGCAAGAAAUUACCUUUUAUACAGGACUUUGAUACUAAUCAUUCAUUUUACUCAGGGGUUGGAAAAACAAGUAUGAUUAUCCGUUAUGUUGGGAAGGCGUUUAACGAACAUGUAAAUCCUACGAUAGGUGCAUCAUUUUUUACAUGUAAAUUAAAUGUGGACAAUGCGAAAAUAAUGUUACAGGUGUGGGACACAGCGGGACAAGAAAGAUUCAGAUCAAUGGCACCGAUGUACUAUCGAAACGCUAACGCGGCUAUGCUAGUGUUUGAUUUAACUCAAUAUAACACGUUUGCAGCAAUGAAAGGAUGGGUAACCGAACUUCGUAGAAACGUUGAAGAAGCUAUAGUGUUGGUUGUAAUAGGAAAUAAAUCGGAUUUGAUAAAAGAACGACAAGUCGAUGCCGAAGAGGGUAAAGUUUACGCGACAAAAAUCGGUGCCAGUUACCAUGAAACAUCGGUGCUUCAAAACGAUGGGAUCGAAAACGUAUUUUUAGAUAUCGGUAUGAGUCUUCUUACAUUAUCUUCGACCAAACAGGAUUCUAUGUCCAUCAGAGUAUACGAAUCAACAAAUUCGAUUUGGAACAGUACAGAUGUCUCGGUUACACCGUCCCUCGAGGAAUGCCCUCAAAAUCUUAGCAUUGCUCAUGGAAUACACGAAAGACCGUACACUUGCUGUUAGUCUUUUCUCACUGAUGAUUCUUGAAUUGUACCGUUUUUUUUUUUUUAUUAUUUUUUUUUUUUAAGAAUUAAAUUCUGGUUUAAC